Loa loa (African eye worm) is the source of this 1633-nucleotide messenger RNA. RefSeq lists its product as hypothetical. The coding region runs from base 45 to 1586 and encodes 513 amino acids. The record is from RefSeq and is a predicted model, not a curated record. The transcript has 10 exons. NCBI's taxonomy places the organism in Eukaryota, Metazoa, Nematoda, Chromadorea, Rhabditida, Onchocercidae. Gene Ontology annotation, cellular component: catalytic step 2 spliceosome.
GUUGACAGCUGUGUUCCUGCAAGUAGUUACAGUUUAUCGGAAGGAUGGUUACCCCGGAGUUUGGGACACCAACAUCGUUUGACGAUGCCGACCGAGCGGUGUCUGUUCCACCCCAAAAGUUGCAGAGUUCAAAGGUAGUAGUUCUUGCAGCGAAAAAGUUGGAGACAGGGAAGGAAGUUCGUGUUGUACUGCCAGAAGAAAAAUACCUUGGACGUCUUCAAGAAAUUAUUGUGAGGGAUUAUUUCCCUGAAUUGCCAAAACUGAAAGCCCAGAAGGAAUAUUUGGACGCAGUUGCGGCUAAUGACUUGACGAAAAUUCGUGAGUUGCAGCUGCGCUACAGCACAAAGCGUACUAUUCGGCGUACUUCACCUAUGAUUGCAAUUGACAGCCCGGCUAUAUUUGAUCCCAAUACACCUGGACCUAGCUCUUACACAAAAUCAAACGUUGCAAAUAGCAAAGAAAAAAGCUUCACAAAGAGGGAAAAGACAUGUGAAAGUCUUACGGUUGAUACUUAUUUGAAUAAGUUCACCUCGGAAGAUAAUGCUUCAUUCGAAGAACUUGCAUUGUUGCACAAAAAGAAGGAACAAAUCCGUAACGCAUGGAUGUAUGAAGCAGAAAGAAAGCAUAAUGAAGAGUUUAUUACCCGCGGAAACGAAUUAAUGAAGGCCGCUGAUGAACAGAUCAUAAUCUCUUUGUCUACUGGAGCCGUCGAAGGAAAGCCUAAAGAGCUUGAUAACUGGGCUUAUAAAGCACGAAAUAUUGUACAUUUUCAUCCUGAAGAGGCACCGUUGACACUGGAUGAGCAUCUUCAAAGACAGACAGCAAAUCAAAGGAUCAUAAACAAAAGCGCCACCCGUUUUUCAGAGGAAGUCAGCAGGGAGAAAAGACAGAUCACUGCAAUUAAAGGAGUGCUGCAGCAGACAGCAGUGAAUGCAGGAAAGGUGGACAUAACAGGGCGUGAAGGAGGUUUUUCUAAGACUGGUGUGGUGGAAUUAAUUGCCACCCCAUCACCAACUCCAGGCGUCGAUGAAUCUCCAUUUAUGACGUGGGGUGAAAUCGAGGGGACGCCAUUUCGGCUUGACGCUUCAGAUAUGGCUACACCAUCUUCUGCUCCCGCUUUUAAGAUUCCUGAAAUACCGGUUCGAGAGAAGAUAGCUCAAAGUAUAGCUGAAACAAUUGCAAAGCGUUAUCAUGAUAAACGGAAAGUGGCUAUGCGACAAGUGGAAAAACAUCAUGCUAGAACACCGAGCUUCGGCUCUAUACGCACUUCAGAAAAGCUUACUACGAUGUCCCCUGCUGCGAGGCGUCUUGCAGCACAUGGGCUUGGAAUUCGAUUGAGCUCAGAUAGAGAGUUAAAGAUCAGUUGCAAUUGCACACCAUCACGGUCAGGGACAUCACAUUCCAUAUGUUCGACUGGUACUCCAGAUUUAUCACAGCUGUUAAAGAAAACAUCAAAGAGAAAUGUAGAGGGCGUUAUCACUCAUGCAGACGCCAACUUAUCCAUAACCGAUAAUUUGCUUAGUUUCGGACAGUCAAGUACUACCGCUGUGAAAAAGAUCCGUCCAUCUGCGGCUGAUUUCUUCUAAUGUUUUAUCACUUUGUGCAUAAUUCGCUACAAAUAAAAUUUUACCGC